CACACAUAAACUCUCUCUACCCGCUUGCUUCAAAAGUGAAUAAAAACCCAUUAUUGAAAAAAUAAUACUCCAGUCCACGAUAAUGGGAUUACAAAACCAAUUAACCGAUGUUUCUUCUGAAUCUAUCCCAAUUCUACUCGUUACCCUUCUCGCCAACUGCUCAACUUAUCUCCGUUCCCUUAUUUUCACCUUCCUUCAAUUCCUCGGCUUAUCUUCACUGUUCAAUCCGGUUCAAAUUGACGACGUACUAUACGACGCCGUCGGUUCCGGUUUAGCUGGUGUCGUUAUGUUAGCCGAGCAGCUCAAUUUGAACCGGUUGUUUUCGUAUACGUUAUUUGAUGAUCAAGGAGAUGAUGCGUCCGGUUCGAACUGUGUUGUUUGCUUGAACCGGUUGGGUGAUGGUGACCAUGUGAGGAAAUUGGCCUGCCGGCAUGUUUUUCACAAGAAGUGUUUUGACGGGUGGUUGGAUACGUUAAAUUUUAACUGUCCUAUUUGCCGGUCGCCGUUGGUUUCCGAUGAGCGCGUGGCACUCGCCCAGCGGCGCGUUGCUUGGGAUGUGCUUGACUGGUUCUCUUUAAGGUGAAAUGGUGAAUGAAUGAAUAUACAUGGCUGGCGAUGAUGAUGAUGAUGACGUGGAAUUUCGUGAUGAGGUUUUUUAAACAGUUUUUUAAACUUAUUUUUUUGUUUUAGUUUUUGGGAAUUAUUAUUUCCAGUUUUUUUUGAAGAGCUUGAUGUGAAGUUCUUUUCCACUGUGAAAAAACAUGUUAAUUUUUGUUUGUAGUUUUUGACUGGAGUAAUAUUUUCCUUUUUCACCUUUUCUUUUGUAAACUUAGAAACGAUUAUGGCAGAAAGGAUUAUUUAGUAGUAAUUGGCAGAGCCGGAUUUAGGUUUUGCCGUGCA
Messenger RNA from Nicotiana tabacum (common tobacco), 900 nucleotides. Its product is annotated as E3 ubiquitin-protein ligase RHA2A-like. Gene Ontology annotation, molecular function: ubiquitin protein ligase activity. Gene Ontology annotation, biological process: protein ubiquitination. The record is from RefSeq and is a predicted model, not a curated record. Lineage: Eukaryota; Viridiplantae; Streptophyta; Magnoliopsida; Solanales; Solanaceae.